GCCAAGCAAGGCCUUCCAGCUCCCGUGGUCAUCCUUUUCUGUCGUUUGGUCUGCAAAUUGGUUCUUGCCCGCGUUGAUCAUGCAGUUUGCGCUGAGCACGUGCAGCGGCACAUCCUCAUGUUGGCGCCAGCCAUCCUGUCCCUUGUGGACUCCUUUGUCGACUUGGUUCUUCGCAGAGAGCUGCAAGAGGCAAGCCCUUCGUACCACUUAUCCGCAGUUCAGGCCGUGCUGGAUGCCGUUUUGGCACUCGUCGGUCUGGGUGGAGUCUUUGGUGGCGGCACAGUUCCUCGGGACUUCGUCGAGGGACUGGUAGCUCGUUUCGAGUGCGACGUCCACCCAGCUGUGCUUGCGCGCUUGUCUUUGUGCCACCUGGGCCUUGCCAUCCCUGUCGGAGCAGAACUCUUGCGGCGCUUCCAGGGCCUGGAGCCUCCCGACCAGGCCGUCUUUUGGCAGCAGGCGAAGGCGCGGAGCCGCUUGCUCUUCAGCGAUGUGCAAGAUGUGCAAAAGCAGCUACAGCACCUGCAGGAUGCCGGCUUCGAAGGCUUCGAAUGGAGCCAGGAGAUGCCUCAGCAGACCGGGCAAUGCGAUGAGCAAUUUCCAAGCUUGCCCCCGCUGCAGGAUGCGAGCCCGCUGUCGGAGAUGCCGUUCGAGGAGCCAGCUGGCUCGAUACAGUGCUCCUUCGAGGCAGAGAUAAAACAUCCCAGCUUCUUGGGAGUGCUGGACCUGCCGGCCCUGCCCCUGCCGGCUCCAGCCGCCCGGCACCCGAAGCCGAGUCGAAAGCAUCUGGGCCGCGGCGACAUUGCCCGCCUGCGCGGCGUUGACCCGAAGGAUGCGCCAGAGGAAUUGCGAUGUGCAAUCGAUGGCAAGCUGAUGGCGGCGGCUCAGACAUGCUCCGCUGGCAUCUCCUUAUGGCCACAUCUUUGA
Molecule: messenger RNA, 924 nt
Organism: Symbiodinium natans
Lineage: Eukaryota; Dinophyceae; Suessiales; Symbiodiniaceae
Source: the annotation of a GenBank genome assembly